Beta vulgaris subsp. vulgaris (sugar beet) is the source of this 2382-nucleotide messenger RNA. RefSeq names its product protein NUCLEAR FUSION DEFECTIVE 4. Bases 112 to 1980 code for a protein of 622 amino acids. The transcript is spliced from 3 exons. The record is from RefSeq and is a predicted model, not a curated record. NCBI's taxonomy places the organism in Eukaryota, Viridiplantae, Streptophyta, Magnoliopsida, Caryophyllales, Amaranthaceae. Gene Ontology annotation, cellular component: membrane.
CCACUUCAAAGUUAAUCAAUCAUUCAUCACGAAAAUGACAUAAAUAGAAAAGGAGCCCACCUGAAAAAACCAAACCCACCAAUUAAAACCAAAACCAAAACCCACCAGAAAAUGAAACCCAAAAUUAGGCCUCGAAAUCCCAGAGACGUCUUCAACUAUAAUAUUAAUUUAAAUUCCCCAAAAUUCAAAUCAUCAUCACCUGGAAAAAAAAAGCGCCAUAUUUUCUCUCUCCUGAAAAUAAUCGUGAAAUUAUCAAUGGCUCCGCAAUCUAGGAAGUGGGUAAUCCUAGUUGCAACGAUCUGGGUGCAAGCUUUCACGGGGACUAACUUUGACUUUUCGGCAUAUUCGUCGGAGAUGAAAACGUCGCUGGAAAUAAGCCAAGUGCAGCUGAAUUACUUGGCAGUUGCGUCGGAUUUAGGCAAAGCGUUUGGUUGGUCAUCUGGGUUGGCUUUGAUGUAUUUACCUUUAUCGGUUGUUAUGUUUAUUGCUUCCUUUAUGGGUUUGCUUGGUUAUGGUCUUCAAUGGUUUGUUCUUCGUGGCCUUUUUUCUCCCCCUUAUUUUGUGGUAUUUUUCCUAUGCUUAUUAGCAGGAUGCAGCAUCACCUGGUUUAACACCGUGUGUUUUGUUCUCUGCAUUAAAAACUUCCCAGCAAAUCGAUCUCUUGCACUAUCCCUUACAGUCAGCUUCAAUGGUGUAAGUGCUGCGCUAUACACGCUAGCAGCUAACUCAAUCAACCCAUCUUCACAUGUUGUCUACCUUUUCUUGAACGCCUUCAUUCCCCUCUUGACUUCCCUUGCUGCCUUACUUCCAAUAUUAAGGCAACCGGAAAUUGAACCUCUCCCUCCUGAUGCUGUUAAAAGGGACUCCUUUAUAUUCUUUAUCCUCAACUUCUUGGCAGUCAUUACUGGCUUUUACCUCCUCUUCCUUACCUCAGUAACAAAUGGUAUAACAUCUUCACGUCUUCUCUUUGGUGGGGCGGUUUUCCUGCUUUUCUUCCCUUUAUGCAUUCCUGGCAUUGUAUAUGCUCGAGAGUGGUUCGAACAGAUUCAUUCAAGCUUACAGAUUGAUGGGUCAGGUUUCAUUCUUGUUGAUGAUGAUGAUCUCGAGCUUCAUAAAAUAUCAACACGGGAGAAUAGCUAUACUAGUAGCACCAUGUCUUUGCUCGGGAAUUGGAUUGAAAAUCGUAAUGAAUCUACUUAUAACUUACCUGAGCUUAAUGCAGGAAAGAGUGAUGUCUACUGUGGAGCAGUGUUCGAAAAGGAUCAAUUAGUGAUGCUUGGGGAAGAGCAUCGAGCUUCAGUUCUAGUCCGUAGGGUGGAUUUUUGGCUCUAUUAUAUUGCUUAUUUUUGUGGAGGAACAAUUGGAUUGGUUUAUAGUAAUAAUCUAGGACAGAUUGCUCAAUCGCUUGGGCAGAGCACCAGCACCACGACUCUUAUAACUCUCUAUUCGUCUUUCUCCUUCUUUGGCCGCUUACUCUCAGCCAUUCCAGAUUACAUUCGUGCGAAAGUGUACUUUGCAAGAACAGGAUGGCUAGCUAUUGCACUUGCACCAACCCCCAUUGCCUUCUUAUUGCUUACAGGAUCAGGAAGUGCCCUGACUCUCCAAGCAGGAACAGCACUGAUUGGCCUUAGCUCUGGCUUCAUAUUUGCAGCAGCUGUUUCCGUCACAUCUGAGCUUUUCGGCCCUUUAAGUGUAGGGGUCAACCACAAUAUCCUGAUCACCAACAUCCCCAUUGGUUCGCUAGUUUAUGGUUUCCUAGCGGCCUCAGUUUAUGAUUCUAAUGCUGGACACACAUCUCAGGGGAUCUCGAUGGUUACUGAUAAAAUAAUUUGUAUGGGGAGGCACUGCUAUUUUUGGACCUUCUUUUGGUGGGGAUGCAUCUCAAUUGUUGGGCUCUUUUCAUGUUUGCUCUUGUUCUUGAGAACUAGGCAUGCUUAUGAACGGUUUGAACGUGAUCGAAUUUCUGCCGCACUGGAUUAAGGGAGCGAUGGUGUGUUUGGAUGUGCUUCAUAUUGUACAGAAAGGACAAACAGUACAUACCGACAAAAAGAAAAAAGAAAUUACAAUGAUGGAAACCUGGAAAUCAGAAUUUAUAUUGAGCUACAUAUAUCCAUAUUGAGAAUGUCACUUGCUAAUCUGUACUUACUGCCUUAAUGUUCAGGAAAUAUGCACACAUAUAUUUUUGCUAGACUUGUUGAAAGGGUUUAACAUAUGGUGAAUCAUAUCUCCGAUUUUUGAAGUGAUCAUUGUACAACAUUGGUGAUUUAGUUUCCGAUCUCUUGUGUAACAUGUUUCGCUCUGAAAUUUUUUGUUUGUUUGAUUACUCUUUCUUAGAAUGCGAUCUGCUUUUGCUAGUAUAUGCUUAUAUCUUGAUUCUCAUUA